Messenger RNA from Pseudopipra pipra, 27256 nucleotides. RefSeq names its product helicase like transcription factor (gene HLTF). The coding region runs from base 16 to 3603 and encodes 1195 amino acids. The record is from RefSeq and is a predicted model, not a curated record. Gene Ontology annotation, cellular component: nucleus. Lineage: Eukaryota; Metazoa; Chordata; Aves; Passeriformes; Pipridae. Gene Ontology annotation, molecular function: zinc ion binding; ATP binding; hydrolase activity, acting on acid anhydrides, in phosphorus-containing anhydrides. The transcript has 37 exons. Gene Ontology annotation, biological process: DNA repair.
UCGGGUAAAGCGUACAUGGCCCGUGGCACGGCCGGAUACCCCGAAGAGGGGGCCGGGGCAGAACCCGGGUACCCCGGCGAGGGGCGCGCUGGCAGUGCCGGGGGCCCCCAGAGGGGUUCGGGUAUCCCGCGAGGGGCGCGCUGGCAGUACCGGGGGCCCCCAGAGGGGUUCGGGUAUCCCGCGAGGGGCGCGCUGGCAGUACCGGGGCCCCGCAGAGGGGUUCGGGUACCCCGGCGAGGGGCGCGCUGGCAGUACCGGGGGCCCCCAGAGGGGUUCGGGUAUCCCGCGAGGGGCGCGCUGGCAGUACCGGGGCCCCGCAGAGGGGUUCGGGUACCCCGGCGAGGGGCGCGCUGGCAGUACCGGGGCCCCCCAGAGGGGUUCGGGUACCCCGGCGAGGGGCGCGCUGGCAGUACCGGGGGCCCCCAGAGGGGUUCGGGUAUCCCGCGAGGGGCGCGCUGGCAGUACCGGGGGCCCCCAGAGGGGGCGCUCCCUGCGCCGGCACAGCCCCGGCCGGCGGGCGGGAAGGGCGGGAAGGCGCCGCCUCUUCCCGCCCGCGGUGUGUCCAUUGGGCAGCGCCGGAGGCCCCGCUCGGCCAUUGGCGGCCGCCGGGCGGGAUCUGGGCCGCGCUCCGGGAGAGCCGGGGCCGCCAUGGCGGGGAGGGGGCCCGGAGACUCUGCAAGAGGAUGCUCUCAAGAUAACACCUGCAGAGGAGAGAGAAACUACUCCUGUUCUUCCUCUUCUGACUUUUACUCCAGUCUUGGAUUGAAAGACUUUGACUUUCUAGGUGACACUUCUGUAGCAGAGGAGGAUACGGACUCAGCUAUCUUAUAUGGAGCUUUGCGAGGAAGCAUUGUUGGAUUACGAUACUACACAGGGAUUGUUAAUAACAAUGAAAUGGUUGCACUUCAGAGGGAGCCCAACAAUCCUUAUGAUAAAAAUGCAGUGAAAGUAAAUAAUGUGAAUGGAGACCAGGUAGGCCAUAUCAAGAAAGAACUUGCGGCAGCAUUGGCAGGGAUUAUGGACAACAAACUAGCAGUAGUUGAAGGGAUUGUCCCUUAUGGAGCAAAAAAUUCCUUCACCAUGCCUGUGGAAUUGAGCUUUUGGGGAAGAGAAGAAAACAAGGAAGCAGUGCUAGAUCAGCUAAAAAGGCAUGGAUUUAAAUUGGCUCCUCCUCUGAAAGGUUCAGAAUAUGGUUUUGGAUCAAAGUGGAUUUCUGGGAGAGCUGGUCCAAGCUACAGCGCUCCGGUUCAUGCUGCUGUGCCAUUGACAACUGAACAGCUUAAAGGUGAAUUUGACAAAUUGUUUGAGGACCUAAAGGAAGACGAUAAAACUUGUGAAAUGGAAGCAGCAGAGGCUGUUGGUACACUUUUACUUCCCCAUCAGAAGCAGGCUUUAGGUUGGAUGGUUUCACGUGAAAACACUAAUGAUUUGCCACCAUUUUGGGAAGAGAGAAGUAACUUCUAUUACAAUACACUGACAAAUUAUGCAGAAAAGAAACGACCUAAAAAUGUUCUUGGAGGAAUACUGGCUGAUGAUAUGGGACUGGGUAAAACACUUACUACUAUUGCAUUGAUUCUCACAAAUUUUCAAGAUGGCAAGCCCCUUCCUGUUGAAAAGACCACAAGCGAUAAGUUUUAUGAGGAAUCUGCUGCUAACAGCAUGAACAGCGUUGGACGCGGACUUUGUAAAGACUCUAGCAAUGUGAUGAAGCCUGGUGUUUCUAAUGUAAAAAAGUUCGGAACUACUCCAUUGAAAUACCCAAGUUGUCUUCCUAAAAGAGAUAAAGCCAAGAAACCCAGACAUUCGGGAAACAGUGACUUGGAAGAGUCUGAAGAAUGGCUACUGCAACAAACAGAAACAACUUCUUGUGUUAACCAAGAAGAUCCAGGUUUUAUAUCUGUUCUUCUACCUUCGUCUGGUUGUUUAAAAAGACAAAGAAAGAGAAAAGGUACUGCUAGCGUUCAGUCAGUUGAGAAGAAAUAUUCUGAUGAUGGCCCCAGAGCAACACUGAUUGUGUGCCCACUGUCUGUCCUAAGCAACUGGAUUGACCAGUUUGAACAACAUAUCCACCGUGAUUUUGAUGUAAAGAUUUAUGUUUAUUAUGGUUCUGACCGUAGCAAAGACCCAUCAGUUCUUUCAGAACAAGACAUUGUAUUGACAACCUACAACAUUUUAGCUACUGACUAUGGGAUCAGAGGUGAUAGCCCUUUGCACAAAGUCAAGUGGCUGAGAAUUGUGUUGGAUGAGGGGCACACUAUACGAAACCCAAACGCUCAGCAAACUAAAGCUGCCUUAAAUCUGGAGGGACAUAGAAGAUGGGUACUUACAGGCACUCCUAUUCAGAAUUCUGUAAAAGAUUUGUGGUCUCUUAUUUCCUUCUUAAAACUGAAACCUUUUACUGAUCGAGAGUGGUGGCACAGAACAAUUCAACGUCCAGUCACAAUGGGAGCUCCAGGAGGACUUCGGCGUUUACAGUCUCUGAUUAGGAGUAUUACCCUUAGAAGAUCUAAAACAAGUCAAGUUAAAGGAACACCCAUUUUGCACUUACCAGAACGUAAAGUACUUAUUCAGUAUGUUACGCUUACAGAGGAGGAGAGACAAAUCUACCAGUCUGUGAAGAAUGAGGGCAAAGCUACUAUUAGCAGAUUUUUCAGCCAAGGGAAUGUACUAGCUCAUUAUGCUGACGUCCUUGGUGUUCUGCUCAGAUUAAGACAGAUUUGUUGUCAUCCUCAUCUUUGUAUAAAUACCUCUGCUAGUUUUUCAAAUGAUAAUGGAACUCCCGAAGAACUGCAUGUGAGAUUAGUGAGUAAAAUGAAGUUGGUUCUGAGCUCUGGUUCAGAUGAAGAAUGCGCAGUUUGCUUGGAAUCAUUGACUCUUCCUGUGAUAACACACUGUGCACAUGUGUUUUGUAAACCAUGUAUUUUUGAAGUCCUCAGAAAUGAACAGCCAAAUGCCAAAUGCCCUCUCUGUAGGAAUGAACUUCAAGUAGAGCACUUGGUGGAAUGUCCCCUAGAAGAGGAAAUAGACUCCAGUAGUGGAAAGAAGCUUGAUCGGGAGUGGAUAUCCAGUUCAAAGAUAAAUGCUCUUAUGCAUGCUCUGAUAGAACUGCGGAGGGAUAAUCCAGCUGCUAAAUGUCUCGUCGUUUCUCAGUUCACAACUUUCCUGUCGCUGAUAGAAAAUCCCUUGAAAGAAUCAGGGUUUGCCUUUACUCGUUUGGAUGGGUCAAUGGCACAGAAGAAAAGAGUGGAAGCAAUUCGGUGUUUCCAAAGCAACCAAGCAGGGUCUGCAACUAUAAUGCUUUUGUCUCUGAAAGCGGGUGGAGUUGGAUUAAAUCUGACAGCAGCUUCCCGAGUGUUUUUAAUGGAUCCCGCUUGGAAUCCUGCUGCAGAAGACCAGUGUUUUGACAGGUGUCACAGGCUGGGUCAGAAGCAUAAUGUUGUUAUUACUAAGUUCAUUGUGAAGGAUUCAGUGGAGGAAAAUAUUCUGAAAAUUCAGAACAAGAAGAGGGAACUUGCAGCAGGAGCCUUUGCUACCAAAAAGCCUUCAGCAAGUGAUGUGAAACAAAACAAAAUUAAUGAAAUUAAGGCUCUGAUUGAUUUAUAGCUUCAUCCUGUGGUAUUUUCAGUAAAUAAUAUAUUUAAUGUGUUAGCUAAUACCGUUCUUCAAGUUAUAUGUUCUAUGCUAACUUUCAGUUUUGCUCUCUUUGUGCUCAAAAUAUAAAUGCUUCAAAUAAAUUAUAAAAACAAAUUUGCUCCUAAAUGUUAAUUUAGAGGCACACAAACUCCUGAAAUUAUUCCAGUGUUCAUUUCUUCAAAAGGUUGCUUAUUACGUUCAAUGCUUAAGAAUACAUAAAAGUCCCUCAAAACGGAAAUGUGUAUUGAUACAUUCUAACUUGCAAGCAUUUCAUCUUUUUUUAGAGGUGGAAAGAUAAUAAAAGGUACAUAGUAUGUGUUUUUUCCUUCAGACAAAACCCUUUAGAAAUGAAUUAGUUUCGUGUUUCUGUCUCAGUGUUGCCUGAUAAACAAACAGAUCAUCUGGAUUGUUUGUUUCAGAAUAGGUGGUCAGUGACACUUUGUACGGAAUUUUUACUUUUGCAGGCUAUGUCCAAAGAUGGUAUUUAGUUAAAAAUUUUGAAAUAUUUUGUACUGUUUCUGAAUAAUAUACAGGUGGAGGAGGGAGUCCCUCUGUUGAUUACUUCCUUUACUAGGACCUAGUAAAAAGGAAGUACUUCAGUUUGUAAAACACUUUCUUUUAAUAUUUUACUUACUCUUAGAAGAAUUCCAAUGAUUUUUAUAAAAGUGAAGGUUUUCUUGUUUGGAUAAAAUGCUAGAAUCACAGGGAUGUAUUGAUAACAUGCUAUCUGGUAAUUUCAGUAGACACUUUGAACAGUAAGACUGUGCUAUAUUCAAAGUAGAUAAUAACCCACUCACAUGCCAGUGAAUCAGUACAAUAAAUUGUAUCAAUUUGUAUAAUUGUACAAUAAUUUAAACAAAUUAUUUUAAUAGCUGCCAGCUUUCUAACAGUUUUCUUGUACUGCUUUUCCACUUGUAGUGGAAAAACUACGUGUUUUUCACUUCCAUACAUGUCUUUAUGGAAUGCUGGUCUGCAUGCUGCGUGAUUUACGGAGGAAGAAUUUGGUAAGCUACUCAUGUUCAGGUACCACAAACUAAGAAAUAGCACUGAAGAAUCUCAGUUGAGUAUUAGUUGAAUAUUCCUGUCUGUUCCUUUAUUUCCAUUUGAUUCUGGUCUUCUGAUAUGUGUGUACCUAACAUUCUGCUGCCUUCACCCUAAUGCUCAGACUUCACAUUGGAGGCAGAGGUUGCUAUAUCUGGGUCCUGUUUAGAUUUGGGAAGUGUACUUGGCAGAAGAGAAGUGGAAUCUGACUUUGCUUGUAAUGCCUUUCACCUCUUCUUAUGUCCUAAGAAUACCAGCCAGCUGAUUGUAAGAUGAAUUGCAAAUAUAGGAAAAGGACUGGGAAAAUAAAGGGAAGAUGUCUACUAUUUGGAGAAACAGUGAGCUAAUGAAAGAAGUGAGAAAGGAAUUAAAAAUAUGUAACUUAACAAGCUGAUGCAGUUUUUGGGAAGCCAGCAUCUUAGCUAUGGAGAAAAGUGUGUUUUAAGUCUGUUAGAAAAGGAAUCAAAAGGGCAUGAAUGAUGGAAGACAGCAUGAACCCUGGUGACUGGUUAUCACUGGAAAGUUGACAAAAGAUAAAAAAAACAGAGCUAAACCUGAUUGAAGUUGGUUUUUUGGGGAGUUUUUUUGCAUAAAGUUUUUCUGGUUCAGAUUCUGAUAUUUAGAGAUAAGCUGGAGAAAUAAUUUGUGAUUAUGAGGGAAAGAUUUGUCUUUGUUUCAUUAUUUCCAUUUUCCAAGUUAAAAUUCCACAGGAAAGAGACCCAUAUCUUUGGCUAGUCAAGCUACAUCAUUACUUGUGUGAAAAUGUGCUGACAUUUUGCAGAAUGGCUUAGUUAUCAUUAUGAAAACAGUUAUUAGUGUCUUUUUCCUCUAUUAGACAAUUGUUUCCAUGUUCCAAAGCCAUAUAAAAACUUACUGAAGGUGGUACUAAGCUAUAUGAUCUCUGCCAACAAAGUCAUUAAUGUAUCUGAGAGAACAGAUAGAGGUCAAAGCUGAGAACAGAAAAGUCCUGUUUGAUUUGAUGGAGCCCUUCAGUUACUCGGGUGGAUAAAACCCCCUGUGUUCUGGUUGUUUGGAGUUUAUUUCUGCUUUUCAUGACCUCUAAGUAGUCUUUGGCUAUUGGCAUUCUCUUUUGUGGAGUUUGAAUAUGUUCUAGAAAUGAGCUCUUGGAAUUAUUUUUAAUUCUGAAGACUGAGUUAAUAGUCUAUCAUUCUGAUUUUUUUGUGUUUUUUUACUUUGUACAUAAAAUAAAGAUGUAAAUGGAAAAAAUGCUUCUGAACUCCUAAGAGUUGCUCUGAGUUGUCACCAUGUAAGGAACACCUUAGAUUAUAUGCUUUAUAAAGGCAAAUGGAGUUCCAAUACUUGAGUUGCAAUCUAAGCCGCCCUAUGAUUUUUCUGAAUAGUGAUGUUUUGAGUAUAGUGCUUGGAUUCAGUUACUGCUUUGAGUACCUUCCGUUUAGAGCAGAAAACUGCUUGAUGAAUCAAGUGAUACUAUUGCAAGAGAAGAAAAGGGAUCUCUGCUUUUCUGCAAAUACUGCCUGCAGCAGUUGUGAAGGAAAUAGUGGCAGAUAAUGACAUAAAGGUCAUUUUAUUGAGAAUAAGCCGCAUAGAAUUUGGUAUAGAUGUCAUACCUUUCGCUUUCCUGAGGCUGUGGGUAAACAUUUGACCAUAGUAUGAGUUACAGAGGCUAGGACAGAGUGAUUGUUACAGGUUUUCUUUCUUUACUAGCUAUAUAUGUUAACCCAAAACAUGCAGGUUUUCAUCUGAUUCAGCAUCUCUCCUUAUCUUAUUGUAUUAACGUAACAAAACUUACAUGCUAAACCAAAUUUUCAAGCAGGUACUAAGUCUCAUACCUUUACACGUUCUUGGUUCUCUCCAACUAAGUUUAAAAAGAAGCAAUGUGCCUAUUCUCUAGUAUGAAUACAGACAAGAGGAGGAAAACCUUUUAGCUGUCUUUAAAAGAGUAUUUUACUAUUUUCCAUAGAGUAUUCUGUGAGCAUGCAGAACUCCAGUACUUGGUUGAUAUAUUUUUGUCAUUACAGACUGUAACUAGUAAUCCCUCCUACUUUCACACAACUUCAAAUUUAUCUGUUUAAAAAUAAAAAAAACCACAGCAAAAGAAAAACCCAUACAGGAAAGGGCUAGUUUCAACUGGGAGUUCAGAUACUAUGUACUUUUAAAUAGCUACAAGCUACUUUGGUUUGGACCUCAUCUUUUAGCAUUUUUCCUAAAUGGUGACCAACUGAUCUUAGAGCAAUUAAGUAGUGAAAACAAGUUAAAACAGACUAACUCUCAUACCCGUAUUAUGUCUUCUGCUUUACCAGCAAAUUGUGAGAGCUUGUUGAUUAUUUAUUUUAUCUCUACGUUAAAAGUUUAGCACCCUCACUAGGUUCCAGCCAAAAUCCUCCUCUAUUAGAAAAUAAUGAAAUAAUAUUUUCUUAGUGUUUCUGGACUAGUACAGGGUAUAGCUGUCAAAGAACACUGCUUUUGUUCUGUUUAGACUUUUGGCUAAAGGAUAAAUCUGAACCUUAGUACAGAUAUCAGCCAAUCUCUGUCAUCAGCAUACUUUAUUUUUACUGCUUUCCCAUGUAUCUUGGAGUAUGUGUAGCCUGAGUGUGGCAAAAAAGCCCUUUCUUUUACUCUUUGCACACAUGGAAAGAGUAGUUUUCCUAAUCAGGAAAGUACAGUUACUUAAGCAGCUGUGUAAUCUUUCUUUGCCAAAACAGUAUCACCACUGUGUGUAAGACUAAGUUCAGUGUACAGGGCUUAAGUUAGAGAUGAUGUUUCUUUAGUCACUUGAAAGAAAGAGGCCCUCUUCCCAAACUCCAUGUUACUAAUGUGAGUAGCUUCAGCAGGUACUUCCUCCACUGCUCUAUCCUAUACUUAGGGCAAGCUAAUAAGGGGAUUGGCCCUAAACAGCUCCCUAGCAAAUUACUGUCUACUUUGUAAAUAAUUACAGAACUAAAAGCUGGACAUUUGCUAAUGAGAGCCUGAGUAGCAUUAGCAAAGCUUAAGGGUUAUACCUCUUGAAUAUUUUAGUUAGCCUGCUUUGGAUCUCCCUUUUCCUUAAUUGCUCAAGAGUUUAGGGAAGACAGAAAUGCAUGACAACUUUUUAUUUUUGUAUCAAGUGCAACAUUGCAAGGAACAGAUAAAACUCAGUUUACUAGUCCCAUAGUAUACAGAACUGAAAAACGCAUUCUGCCAUGCUGUAGGCACUGUGCGUAAGAACCUGGUCAAAAUUUCAGUGCAAUUGUGACUGGAAGAGCAAAGCAGUGCUAUUACUGUUACAACCGUAUGUAUCCCAGUGUCAUUAAUACAUUUAUGGUAAAGCAGAACGGCUACCACUCCAGUGUAUGAGCAAUCUCAUGAAUUAGAUUUUACAUCUAAAACAGCAAGCAAAGGAAUCAAUGCUAAUCACCUUAAUGAGGUGAGGCAACAAACCCAGUUUCGAGAAUAUCUUGAGCCAAUUGAUCACAACAGAAGAAAUUUUAAGCUGAAAAUACCUGGUUUUAUCUAGUAGGGAGAAUUGGAAAUUGGGCAGUAAUAGGUGGCCCAAGGAAUUCUGCUUCCUAGCUUUUGCUCAGUGUUCAUCUGUAGCACUGCAGAGGCCUUCAGCCAAGAAGUUUUUCAUCAAGCUACUAGCAAGUGUAACUGACCACCAUCUAUACCUUUCUAGCUGUUAGUUCUGGAACAAGUCCUUGCAUCACCACUGUUUGAGACAGGCAUUUCUACUGAAGGUAGGUGUCAAGUUUCUUCUUGAUGUUGUCAAAGGAAUCCACUCCCAUAUAGUCAGCUUGGCCCUGUUCCCACCGUUCCUUGCGUUCUUCUGAAGAUUCAGUUGGUAAUACUGGUGAUACUGAUAAGUGGGACACUGCCUCUGUAACCUCUGCCUAAAAGGAAAGGCAGAGUAAAAAUACAGAAAUACUUUGCAUAGCUAAAGUGAGCAACAGGCCAUAGAAGAGUGGGACAACAAAGUAGAUGUUCUCAUGCGCAGUAGCAAGCAUUGCCAACGGGCAGGGAUUGUGCAGCUUUCCUAGCAAAAUAACAAAGCAGAGUUACAGAAGUUAGCAAGGGAAAAAAUAAUUAAAAAAAAAUAAAUUAAAGUUUAAGUUCUUCAUACCUCUCUACAGAAGCCACAAGAGAAAGCCAGAGUAUAGACCAAGCCCGAUAGCUGCAAAUAGUUUGUUAGAAAGAUGCAAGAUUACCAAGAGAAAGCACAUCUUAAGAGAUCAUUAACUUUGGUAUUGGAAAGGUUGAGAACUUAAACUGGCCCACAUACUAAGCUAAGUCUGCAGUAGAUGCAAGCUACUAAAUUCUGAAUGAGAAUUAGAGUUCGAAUCAUUACUUUGGCUUUAAUAAGUAUUGGGAUUCAUCAUUGCCAUUUUAUGUAAGUAUUGAUUCUCUAGUUAUCCUGGGUUUACCUAAAUUUGUUUCACCAUGCGAGAUCUGUAUGUACCUAUUUGCAUGCUGAACUGGGGUUCUUCUGCUUGAGAACCUUAUUAGCUGCAACACAUUAAGAGUUAGGUCUCUUCUCUGUGUAUAUUAAAGAAGUUACUAUAGUAUAAUAUCUGGUGCAAGGUUAGCUUCUUAUACUGUUUUAGGCAAGCAUACAGCUAUGUUCAAGACCACUACAGCAUGCUUCUCUUCUGUAGUAUUUUUUAUUCCAAGCUUAAAAGAGCAAAACCAAAAUACCCUGCAUCCCCCAAACUAAAACACACCCAUGCUUUGAGUUGGACAGAAGGAAGGAAAAUCACUGCAAUGGUAAAUAACCCAUCACCCAUACUUGGGUAUGGAUGUACAAGAUUAUUAAAGCACGUACCAUGUUUACACCUGUAGUAGUUUCUUUAACAAUUCCAUGCUGUUCUAGUAAUGGUAAAACAUCAGCUAUGUAGGUAUCCCACCACAUGUUGAGGAAUUCUGGGUGAACUAUUUUAGGGUCGUCCAUGUUGCCUUUUAUGCUUUUUGUUCUGGAGUCAUAUGUGUAGUUCCAUGGCUUUGUGCUUCCCAGGAAGUGCACCACUUUAGUACUUGCACCAAACCUGUUGGACAGAAACAUUUUAGAAGCCAUUUUAUAUAUGUGUCUAGAAAAUGAGUUUUGACUGGCAGACAGUUUUUUUCUAACCUGCAGUUUCUGCAUUUGUUCAGAAAACAGAAAUAUUUAUAUGUUUAAGGGGCUAAAUGCUAAAUCAUCAAACUGCCAAUGCCUACUGCAACUGAAAGCAUUGCUAUAAAACAGAAAAAAUGCAAACUGAAUUCUACAUUACACUAGUCAGAAUAUAGCCAAAACCUAAUGAUCUGGACUAUUUAAAUACUUACAGCCAACUCAAGUCUUUAGAGUGGUGUCCAUAGCUCAGGAGAGAGCAGUCUCAAGCAGCCGUUGCAAUCGGAACUGGUUUUAAAAGUGAAAAAGAUUCUACUCCAAAGUCAGCAAGCCAGAGAGUUAGGUAUUACAAGCAUUAUGUAGGGGAGGGUCAGUGCUGAGUUACCCUUUCAGUUUACAGCACUGUAGAAAUGGAUCACUGGAAGGUCCUGCUACAGGAAGACCAUGACCUUGCAAAAUGAUAGCUUUGUAUAACCCAGGCAUUUCAAAGGACUCCUGAUCUUGGUGCAGCAGGGUCCUGCUAGACAACCGUUAUUUCCUAAAUAACCUUAGUUUAGCCAUGGGUGGGUUUGGUGGUGGGUUGGUUUUGUUUCUUUUAAAAACCAUUUUAACUUAGUUUUCAAUGUGGACUUCUAGCUUUGUCCCAAAUGUUUAGAUGAAGUGUGCCUCGUCUCAAGUGAAGAACUUAACAGUAGCAGAGGUGACAAUCAUUUCAUUCUUCUACAGUUCCAGAACCAGAUUUCAGCUUGAGUCAGUUUUGUGAACAAGCAAUACCAGUCUCUCGAGUAACAGUGACUGUCUUGCCUAGUUCAAUUUGUAUCAUGUUACAAUUUCUUCUCAGCGUAAUAUGACUGGAAUGGAUAAUAACACUGGAGCAGUUUGUCUAAGCACAUGCUGGUCAUCUUGACCAGGACUCAGGCAUUUAAGGAGUGUUACAUAUGGAGAAAAUACAGGUGUGUUUCAAAAGCUGUAGAAUAUUCAAACUAAGGCAGUAUGCUUUGGGGUGGGAGGGGGGUUCCACACUGUUGUAAGAUCCUUGACUAUAUUUCAAUAUUCACGUUCAAUGUUUUGAACACAACUGAUCUUACUGCAGAAUGAAGACCUACAUGCAUGUGAAAUGGCCAAGUAUUUGCACUAAUUGCAAGAAAAAAAAAGUGUCUUCAAGAGGUCAGUUACCAAGCUUUAACUUUAAAUUCCAUAUGUCAAGAUUUGGCAUAAGAGGACUACAUUAGUUUUAUUAUCUGUCACAGUACCAAACAACCUGAGUUUUCAUCUUAGGCUGCCGCUGUUCUGAAGAGACUCGUUAUUGUUCAAAAAUCUAUGCUAUUUAAGCAGGAGAAUGCCUAAGAAGUGUUAUGCUACACUUGCUGCAAAUGGAUAAGUGUACUCUUCAUAUUCUGUACACUUACAGCCAGAACAACAGUUGACAGAUGCCAAGCUUCUAUGAUGUUUUCAGUAUCUGCUUUCUAGAUACCUUCUGGAUCUGCAAUACUUUAUUUUGACAUUUAAGUUCAACUGUUAGGAAGCUUUAUGUCCACACUGGCCUCAGCAACUAAUCUGUCUUUCCCCAUCUCCCAGAAAAGUCCUUCAUCAAUGUUUUGAAGUUAGAGAGCAUUUGUCAUGAAUUGGCAUUUUCCUUUGGAAAAAGGAUUACUGAGGCUGCUGUGAAAUCUAGUCUCGCUGUACAAAGCUGCAAAAACCUUAGCUAUUGAUGUCAGUAGGUUUAAAUUUCAGUAUAUUCUAACUGCUGAUUAUCAAGAGCGUAGCUGCUGAUCUAACCAAGGGAAAUUAUUCCACCUAUUGAACGGGGAAUUUUACUUACAAGGGCUGCACUUCCAGCAUUCUACUUUUGAAGGUCUGAUGAGUUCUGUUAGGCAACUGAUUCAAUUAGUUAAACGGAAUUUUUGUCAGAAGCCCCCAGAUCCAAGUAGUGUUUUGUGGCAACAAAGUAAUUUGUACAAUUAAGGUCGCGUGACUAACAAGCCAGCCAUGGAAAGAGGACGUACUUUACAAUAGAUGUUAGCUUAUCAAAUGCUAUCCAGCUACUUAGUCAUUCUGAGGCUUGCAUAUAUUUCUUUAAAUAAGUGUUCCACUUUUAGCAUGACAAGAUUCCAGAUGGUAUUCUGAUCACAAGACAUAGUUUGAUCUUGAGCCAGCAACAGUCCUGCUUAUGCUAGUCGCUGCUUUAGACACUAGUAAACUGAUGUCAUUCAGAGAUCAGAUUGUUUUUAUGCAAUUGGUACUUUCUGUCCCCCUUGCCCCCAGCUUCUGCAGCUCUUAAUAGAUAAAGAGUUUCUGUGUAACAUUUCAGCUUCCCUUGCUUCCCCCCUCUUCCUCCUGUGUUAUAAUAUUUUGACCCUGCCUCUGACAUACAGUUUAUGCACAUGCCAAAUGGAAUACUGCUAGCUAGGGAGGAUACAGUUUUCCUCACAGAGGAAACAUGUAAUGGUAUGUGGCUGGCAGUAGACUUUGUUCCAUAGUGCUGUUACUUAAAAAUCUGACAGAGGUCAAGAAAGACUGUUGGGAGAGAAUUCUAGUUUUAUACAAGUCUUUGCUCACCACAUUUAUUUGAAUGGUAUAGGCUGAUUAGAUGAACUUUAACUACUGGUUAUUAAAUACCCUAAGUAACUUGAGUGAGAAAAGGACAAGUGGGAAUGAUACCAGCUCAAGUUGAUUCAAGAGUCUACUGCCAUUGGUUAGAACUGUACUAGACUGUAUCCCAUACUGGAGGAGUGGUUCUUCCUUUUGCAAGUGACCUGUCAAAUGUACUUUAAAUUUUGGUGUUAGUACCAGGGAUGAGUGGUUUAAGCUACAGAUACAGCUCUCUCUGCAUUUAUCUUGAGGUGACUCAGUUGACUUACAUUAAUUCAAGUUGUUGUUUUUUAAGAGAAGAAACUACUAUAUAUUCAGUGACAAUGACAGUCUCCUUCUAGACAACCUGUGUAAGCUCACAUCAUGCCUGUUCAUUUUGUUACAAGAAAUUAGUUUAUGUAAGCUCUAAAAUCUUCUAAAAAAUUUGAACUUACGCUUUAAAUGCUGGAAGGUAGGAAUAUACAGAAGUGCUGCUCAAAUUAUAAAUAAAUGGUAGAUGUUUGCUCAUGUCUGUUGUUGCCCAGCUGCUGAAGAAGGUGUUUAAUAACCCCUGAUCUGCACCUAAAAGAGAAAGCAUUAAUAGGCUACAAGCAUCAGAUAGCUAUUUAAGGAUCUUUUUCAGUCACUUCAGUAAGUAAGAGUUGGUAAUGCAGUUGUCAUGUCCAGUAGAAGUUUGGCACAGAGCACUAAAUUUCUGUUUGUGAACAACCCUGUAAACCUUGCAGCCUUUGAAAAUCCAAAAAAAUGUAGAGAAUGAAAUAGAUAGUCUGUGUGGGGUUACUUUUGCUAAAAGAUAGCAAGCUGCUUACAAACUCUGCCAUUCAGUUUCUUUUACAGCUGAAGUUCAAGCUGUAUGAGGCAGAAAAAACAAAAUAGACCAGGACAACUGAGUACUGUUCAGCUUCAGGAAAGCUGUAGCUCAGAAGAUCAAGUGGCAAUAAUUAGUUUUAUUACUAUGCUUACAGAUGCAUAACCAACAUCUCAUUGCCAGAGUUAGGGUAUCAGUGGCCUGUUAGACCUGCAGUCCCAGAUGCAUCUACCUCCACAGCAAUCUGAUAAAAAAAGGCACAUUCAGUCUUGGUGACAACUCUAGUACAACUUCAUCAAAUCCCAUAACAGAAAAGUUAUGUUCCUAGUUCUGUACUAAAAAGCUGCUGACUAACUGCUAAGUGAGGAUAAUAUCUGUGUUGGGAGGGGCUACCUAAGUUUGCAACUAGAGGUUGUAAUGAGGUUAAGUCAGUCAAAAGUUGUUUGAUAUCACAGUAGUAGAAUAACUAAAAAAAACCAAAAAUAAAAUAAAAUAAAGCUUCCAGGCCACAGCAGAAUAGUUUAUAAGCAGCUAUGAGAAGUAAAGCCCUAUUUAUUUAUACUAUUCAUUCUUUAUUGCAAUGAAUAUAAUUAGUUUUUAAGUAGUAAUAAUUCCCCUUAUCAAGGAAAUUGAAAGGAGUCCCUCAACUUUCAUUUGCUGUAUUCCUUUCACCUGUAACUGCAUUCACAAGAAGCAUUACUAAAGAGUACAUAAACAGAUAGCUUAGUUGUAGAGACAAAGUUUUAUUUUAAUCUUUAAUUUUCUCAAGCACUCAGUCUUUGCUGACUCAGAAAAGGGUUUUUAUUUGCCUGUGAUUAGAGUUAGGGCAGUAUUAAGGUUUACGCCAUCAGUGCUACUUGAGCAGAAUUUGCUUUUUGCAACUGAAGUAUCUAGACGCUGGGCAUAAACUUAGAUGUACAGACAGUACACUGACAAAUAUAAAUUCCAAGUAUCCAGUUACAGCUGUCAGCGUACAUGCAGAUUGCAGAGUGAGAAACUGCCAGAGGACUCGGUGCAGUAAUUUCAAAUCUCUGACUUGCCUCCCAGCCCCUAAAGGAAAGAAAGCACUUUUGAAAGAAGUUGUGUCCAUCACAAGAGAACUGAAGGGGCAGCAGCAGCGUAUUUAACUUACACUCUACAGGACUUCCUCUCACUCAGAUUGUUUUACAUGCUCGUUUGUUUUUUUUUUUCAGAUUGCAUGCAUUUGUGCUAAAGCAGACAAUGAAAGCAGCAUUUGGUUGUCCUAGUCCAGACUUCAACAAUAGUUGUGUUAUAUAAACUGGAUCUUAGACAUAAGGUGAAAGAAUCACGCAGUACUUGUAUUAACUACAUAUUUACAGAUACAAUAUGUAAAUACAAAGAUAUAAUACAGCAAGACUGUAAAAGCAAUUAUUUUGGAUCCCAGGCUAAAGAGACAGAGGAUUAUCAAAGCAAUAGCAACGUUCUUAAAGUAUCAGGAUUACCAGAUUUCUUUUAAAACUAAAUUUUUCUUUCCCUUCCACUACUUUUAGAUGGUAUCUAGAGUUAUUGCAUGACAUUGCUUUAUAUCUAGAAAGGUGAAGUUCAAGUAGACAAAGUGGUUGUCUACUUAAGUAUCUAUGAUUCUGCCAUUUCUGGACAACAGCAUUACAUAGAAGGCUCCUGUCUGCUGUUAUAAACAUGAAAUACUCUGGAAAGUCUUGCAUUCCCUACUUAGUACUACUGCAGAUGAAGCACUUGCAGCCUGACUUCACCUAACACAUAGCUUGGUAGCUUGUUAAGUUUGUAUCCCUAUGUCCUAUUAAAAGCAGUGACCCUUCACAAGUUUUUCUCUUAUUAAAAGUUUUGUAGAACCUUUUAUUACCAUCUAGGUCAAUUUAAGUUUCAAUCCCCUUUCUCCCCCACCAAGUUCCUGAGCUCAGCAGUAGCUUAUACAGAUGGCCUAAGUCUCCGUGAUCUCAUUACUCAGAUCAGUGCUAUCAUUUAAUAAAAACUAAGUAAAUUUUAAAGCUGAAAUACAAAUUACAUUCUAGAAAUUCGAUAUCUAAACCAUUAACCCGCUAUUUUUGCUGUUAAGUGCUGCAACAAUUAUUUUGCAUUUAGAACACUGAAGCAGUUUCACCAUUGUGUGGCUUUAGCUUUCAAGUCGGAGAGUAUAUUGUGGAAGCAGUUCUAUUCUUUUAAAGGACAGGGGCCUUCAAACUAGAAGAUGGGGUCUGCUAGCAGUCAAGCACAGAGCUUGGAGAAGACAACCACCAAGUCUCAGAUGGUGUGGAGCUACUCAGCAGUAAGUUUGCACAAAGAUGUGUGUUUGUUUGGGUUUUUUUUUGGUUGGCUGGCUUUUGGAUGUGUUGGAGUUUUUUGGGGGGGGCGCAGAGGGGGUCUUUUUGUAGGGGUUUUUUGUUGGUGUUUUUUUGUGUUAUUUUGUUUUGCAUUUUUUAUUUUGGUUUGUUUUUAAUGUAACAAUUCAGAACUAUGCUAUAGAUUUUGCCACAGCUGGUGAUCAAUUUGCACCCAACAUCUGAGAGUGCUCACAAAGCUACCAACUGCUGCUUUGUCAGUAGCAAGGUACAGACCCUUCACUACAUGGCAAUACUCAUUUUCACUAGAGUCUAUUCCUGUGGUAGCAUUAAGCAUCCAGCUGUGACUAAUGUUCUUUAGAAAACUACAUACAAGAGUCCACACAGUAACAGGGAUUAUUCUGCAGACUAGGAGUGACUAGUGAAUUUUUACUUUUUGAAAAGUACUGAAAGGUAAGUCAACAGGCUGGCUAAUUACCUUCUAUCUAAGAGCUCCAUUUUAUGGUCUUGUUUAUGUAGUUUUCUGUAGCUUGUUAAGUUAGACUUUGUUUUGUUGUAGUUACAGUGACAGGAGACAGCAAUACUCAGAAGCCUUUAUCUAUAGCAGUCUCCAAGCAACAUGUGCUUUUACUGCAAUGGUAAUAGAUUUAGUAGACUUACAGAACAGCAGAACUUGGCUUCUCAAGCUUAAAUCUGGUACAGUGGCCAAUCUCAAGUGACCUAUAGUGGGAAGCAGCCAAGGCUAUAUGCACUUGAUAUUGGGAAAGAGACAGCCACCACCCUGUAAUGACAGGAAGCUAUUACAUAGCAUAUGAAGAGAGAGUUGUAUCUUCAAAUGUUUGAUUCUCUGAAGCUGUGCUCAAGUUGACCAGUGCUGUUUUUUCUGUAUCAACUUGAGUUGGCGUAGAACAUUCAAGCCUUGAGUGUUAGGAAUGCAUGAAGCAUGGUACUGCAGUUUCAUUUGCUGCUGCAUGCACUGUGCUUGCUACCUCUUAAGAUUUCUUGUUAUAUGAUUCUACACUGUUAAUGCUUACAGCUGCUAGUUUGGAUGCCAAACUCAGGGUUUUUAUUUCAUGAAGUUUAAAAAAAGUAAUUUCACUACAUAUUGUAAUGAUUGCCUCUAUUUCUGAGAAGGAUACAAUUUUUGUGUAGUUACACUGAAUUGAUAAUUCUGUCAUACAGAGUCCUCAUGACAUGUAUGUAGUUACUGAGCCAUCCCAACUACUGUUACCAUUUUGGUCUAACUUAUAUUGAAAUACAAAUUAAUACAUACCAUCAAAGCUGCCUUUCUCUGUGGCAAACUGUAACAGCUGAUUGUAUGUUUCAAUAGAAGGUCGGUAAACAAAAACUCCUGAAUUAAAACAGUCAGGCCAGCCUGGAUCUGGUGCUGCAGACAGCUCCUCUCUCUCAAAAAGCUCAUCGAUAUUUGACAAAACCUAAUUGUAAAAGGGUAAAAAAAAAAAGUGGUUUUAGAUUGGGAAUCGUGGUAUCGUGUUUUCAUGGAUUAUGGCAUCAACUUUCAUGUCUUAAAGUUCUCAUAUCAAUGCUCUUGUCCUGUGGAAGACAAUACUUUUUAGAAAUAGUCUCCACAGACUUCAUUACAAUUAAUUUAGAUUAAAAGGCACACGCAUUCUUACAGUUACUAGUCCAACUAGUAAAAGGCAUCUAUUACCCCUACUCUUAAAAACAAACAAACCAACAUAAACAAUCCACAGAAAAAAAUCCAACAACCCCCAUACAAGGUCAUUAAGAGGUACCAGGAGAUACAGCUACUUACCAUUGUGUCUGCAUCCAUGAAAACACACUUCGUAAACUGUGUCAGUUCCCAGCAGUGAAGCUUUGUUAGUGUGACACCUAACUCAGGUCUUUUCAUUAAUGCCAAGUGUGCUGAAUCCCCACUAUCCAAGACGUUUACCAAUAUGACUUCAUCAAAGACCUUUUCCAGCACUCUCCUGGGGAAGAGUCAAGAUUUAGUUCUAUUGUUACUCCAGCACCAGACCACAUGAAAGAUUCCUUAAAGAGAAGUGGUAUAACAGGGAACCUGGCAGCAUUUCUUAUUUCAUCAGUAAGAGUUGACUGCAUAUGUUGGAAUGCAGAAGUUCCCCUGUCUGCCUCAAAGUUUCUAGUUUGUAAUGGGCACAUUUUGGGGAAGAAAGAAGUUGUUUUUUUUUUCCACAAACAGGGCAUUGCUACCAAGUCCAGUAAGUCAUGGCUAUGUAGUGCAAACUUUCCACAAAGCUUUUUUUUCAUCCAGUCUCUGAUUUUUGGCAACUUAACAGUCUACUUUGAGCAGGCAAUUAAGAAAUGGGAAGCUGUUGGAGUAGCUUGAACAGGACAGUAGCUGAAUCCUAAACACCUGAAACAGAAGUUUCUGCAAUAGUUACAACACUACUCUUCUGGAUUUGUGACAUCUGACUUGACCCAGUUGCUAAAACUUUCUUUAUCCCAAAAAGUUUUUUCAAAACUGACUUAGUCAUGGGUGUGGCUACAGAAGUGUUUUGAACCAGUAUCAUGUUCACUAAAGAGUGACAAACUUUCAGGCAGUGUAGUGAAGUUUUGUGGCAGAUAUCCAACCUUUGCUUUACCAUCAAUAAAGCAUUACUAUUAGUUCAAGAGAGAUUAAGGCAUUCAUGCUGCUUAAAUAGGAAGCAUCUGUAAAGUGUUAGUAUUCUACAGUGUAUCUUGAAUGCUCAGCAAUUACCAGUGCAAUUUGAGCCACAGAACUUGUAAAUGAGUUUUGGAACUCUGUCAUGCAAGGCUGUCUUUUAUACUGACAGUUUGGUGUGGACAGUUGCUUCUGAACUUAAGGCAUACCCUGUUAGUGGAGACAGGGUGAGAAAUGCAAGUUCUAGUUACGCCAUUAGGUAGGUACAUAUCAGUCUAAGGGCAUAGUACUAGCUGGCUUGCACUAGCACAGAGGCACAUUUAGGACUGAUUCAUCUUAAAACAGCACACUCGCCUAAUAGGCUGGCAUGGAUGUAAAAUCUUAAUGUUGAUAUGGCCAUUUAGUUGCCAGGAGACUGCAGGGAGAGUUAGACCUUUUUUUUUUAUUGAGCCACCUCUCUACUGUCUCUAAAUAUUGAGAAGUCUUUUCAGACGAACUUUCCCAUGUAGAGAAUCUUGACCUAUCAUCUGUAGUUUUACAAACAGUACAAACUAACUGUUUUGGGUUUCUUUUCCUUCCUUGUAUAUGUGGAAAGAGAACCCAGUCCCCUCCAUAUUGAGAUUAUUCCAGAGAGGCUCUAGGAAGCAGUUGCCUGUUAAUUUCACUUGUUGUACUGUGGUGACCUUGUUAGAUGCCUCUUUGAGCUACUGAUUUGUUGUACUUAUUGAUAAUUUAGUUCUGCUUGUUUUCUUCUCUCGUGAUAAAAUUUGAUUUGACGUAUCUACUAGAUUUCAAGAGAGCUUGUGUUAUAUUAUCUCAAUCAGGAAUACUUCUGCAAAACAAAUACCAACCCCCUACUCCCGUAUUCACAGCAAACAGACAACGCUAAUGAACACACAGGCAAUAUUGUUGGACAAUUCUAAGUAGGAUGAUGAAAUAGCAAAGAUCCAGCUGAAAUAUCAGUAUCAAGUCACAGUUUAGUAACUACAGACUAUUUGUUUAACUCAUCAUAGGGAAGAAAGAAAAAACAAAACCCCACCAGAACAUAAUAAACAGUUUCAUGUUUGAAGAAUGUAGAGAAUUCCAGAUAAUAUAGAUAAGUUGAAUUCCGCUAAACUUAGCUGUUUAGCUUCCACAGUUUUGAAAGGUUACUAUUAAGGAGUUUAACUUCCAUUUCUCAACCUGCACAUCAGCAGGAACUGUAGCAGUUUGAGGUAUGUAAGUGACCUUACCUCAUAAGAUCUGAGACCUGAGGAGUUAUGAGCGCAGUCAGCUUCCUUGUUGUUCUGUACUGUUGCAAGGAUGAACCAAGUACCAGUGCUCCUUUCACAUAGGAGUCAUUUGUGGCUAGAGUCACAAAAGACUGGUCUGGAAGAAAUGAACUUGGUCAAGUUAGCGCGAUCCACUACUUUAUUCUGAGACGGGUAUACUAGAAACCUACUACUGUUAGGUAAUCACGCUGUGAUAACUAAGAUGUGCCUUUUAACUCCGUAUAUAGGGCCUACCUACGUGGCUGAAUGAAGUAGAUUAUACUUGCAUAGCUAUACUUGCUAUAAGUAACUUGACACAUGGCAAAAUGCAGUAAAAAACCCCACAAAAUCAAGACCGUUGCAAGAGAAAACCAGUUCAAAUUUGCCCCCAUUAAAUAAGUCACGCCAAAUGUAGAGACAAUCCAAAAAGUCUAAAGAGCUUUACUUUGGCCAUUAAUAUGGUAUUUUAACCUAAAAGCAUUUGGAUUCUGUGGGCUUGCAUUUGGCCUGAAGUUAGAAGGGUGUUGUAGAGUUACUGUGGGUUCAGCUCUCAACCCUGAAGCUACGGCAGUGUAAAACUUGCAUUUCAUUUUCAAAUGAAAGUAAGCAUUGAAUUAGAUCUUGGACAACAGUUUUAAGUUUUGCUAGCUCAGGAUUUUGCAGAUGAGUUGUUCUGCAACCCACAGUUGCAGCUCUAUCACAAGAAUGCAAGAUUUAAAUGGGAAGUAACUAGUAAUACAAAAAGCAAUUUAAAAUUUGCAGCAACAGUUUUUACUCUUCAAGCAAAAAAGAGGUAAGUUUGGAUUGUUAAUGUAAAGUAUAAUCUGCUCCAACUGUAUCGCAGAAAUAGAUGAAGAUGUAUUGUUUUGCCAUAUAGUGCUUAUUGAGGCCAUAUAAUACAAGCUUUGCAUUCUUUCAAUUGUCAUGUUGUUUUAAACUGCCAGGGUGGGACUGACAAAAGCAAACAAGUAACUUACAAAAGUUCUUCAGUUCACUGUUAACUAUUGUCAUGUAGACCUCCUUUCCAAGCUACAGCUCUUUAUAAAGUAUGCUCUUUUCUACCAAUCCAUUUUCAACACUAUCAACAGAAUAGUUUCUUCCUGAGAAUUUCAAGGAUAGAUUUUGAGAUUCAAGUUUAUUUUAGCAACUCUUGAUUUCUUUUCUUUACAGAAUUUGUUAGGUUACUAGGUUAGAUCAGAGUGAGGGUUCUGGGCACUUAAAGGCUUACUAUCAAGCCUCGUAGUAAGAUUAAAAUACUGACUUCUUUGGGAGAGAUUGUUUGGCACAACUCCUAAGUUCAUAAGGCAGUCAUCAUUAAUAUCUUUUAAAUUUAAUAGCACCUUAACUGUUGACGACAGAAAGUCAUGUACAAUAACUGUCUAUAAGCUCUGCAAACCUGGUUUGCAAGAUCUACAGACCAGCUACAAAACCUUCUAUUUUGCUUAGCAGCAAAACCAACUAGUCCCAAGGGAUUUAGAUUAUAGUGGUCAAUCACAAAGAUCAAAAAAGCUUCUAUAAUGCCAGGAAUAAAGGUAUUUUGUUUCAAUUCACUUUUAGCUACCUAUUUGUACCAGUUCAUAUUCAGCAAGUCUACAGAACAACUUUAUGUUUCCUUGAAAUGGCAAGUAUGUAACAUUUUAAGUGGUGUGAACAUCCUCCAAAUAGGAUAGGGCUUUUCACUAGUCAAUUUGCACGUUACUACUCAAUACAUAGAAGUCAGCCACUCUAUGCUCUCAGACUGCUCACUAAAAAUCCAGUGUAGACAAAGUGGGAUUGUGCCCAACAUUCAUCUGAAUGUUGCUUUUUUUUUUUUUCAGCAGUGUAAGACUAAUUCUUAAAGUGACCUUGUCAUUGAAAGACUAGUCUUUUUUCAUUGACCUGCUAGCAGGUAUACUUCUACCACGUCUUCUCAUUUUAUUGAAACUGAAUAUUCACACACAGAGGUCUGUCUUAGAGAAAUAAAGUCCAUUUAAUGAUGGAGUAAAGGCUAAGAAGCCCCCUAUUACAUCCAACUCCAGUAGGAGACUGUACAACUGCUUGACAGGAGGGGAAUAUUGCCAACUUGUAGACCAUCCAAGUCAGCCCAGUUUUCCAAAGCUUUGAAUUAACUGUGUUCCAUUUCAGAUCUUCUCUACACUCAUAAGUACAUGAGUCCAUGCUACAAUUCAGGCAAGACCAGUUCCUGAUAAUUAUGGAAGUUACAUCUGCAAGAGACUAGUCCAUUCUACAUAAACCACAGGUAUUUCAGCUGUUCGUAUCUCCCUUCUCAAUUUUCUGUAAACAUUUCCUCCACAGCAUCUUACGUUCACACAGCAGCCACUGUUGUGCCUCAUACCUAAUGACCUGUUAGUAACAGCAUGUCUGCAAAAACAGAGAAUGAGAUACAGUUGCACAGCUUCAUAACUGACUUAUCCAGACAAAACCAUGAUACUUCAGAGACACCUUUAGCUGCCCAGUUCAGAGGCUAGAAUAUCCCUUUGUAAUUUGCGCCAGCCCUUACACAGCCAAGAGCAUCCUGGACGUCUGAGCUAGGAGCAAUCUUUCAUUUGACGGCGUGCAGGAAGUGACUGGAGUGCUUGCCCCAGAUCUUUUCAAAAUUUCCCCGGAAGCUUUUUCGUACGCAUAGCCAGAGUUUACAGGUGCUUGCCUUUUCCCCUGUUCUUUGAGUUAGGUACUCGUACAUCUGAUUUUUUUUUUUUGAUUACGGGAUUCCUAGAGAGACAAGAGCAUCUGAUCAAGGCAUGCACCGGGAGGCAGACUUCCUGCAGGCUUCCAGAUCUGAAAAUGAAACCUACUCCGCUGACAGCUUCAGAGCUACUCCUCUGUUCACUUUCCAGUGAAGGAAUGGAACUAGCUGAAACAAUUCUCGCUCUGGAUCAUCCUUGUGGCAGAACCAACACGAGAUCUGAGGACUGGAUGAUGUCUUUUACUAUGUCAGUCAGCAAGCAACUGAUCACAAAGUACUGUCACAAUGGAUACUAAGGCAGAGGAGCUGAGAGACGCUGGUGCUGAAGCAUAGUUUGGCAAUUGAAGCAGCAUCACAGGUCUGUAGGAUCAGCAGCCAGAUGCAAAGAACAAGCUCUGACUAGCAAUGUGCACACAGCUAAGUCCUGGCACUGCAUUGUAGUUGAGAGAGGCUGGGUGGGUGGAAGGUGGUUGUGCUCUAGUUAGUGAUGAGACAGACUUGGUGGCAAUGUGGGUACUGCUCGGUGAAGGGAGCUGGAAGUUGUGCCUGGGAGACUAAAGUUUGGGCGUUUGGUGUGUGAUGUGCAGGCCUCACAAUGGCCAUUUGCUUGAUGUGCCAAGUGGUUAGGUAUCUUGGACUACAGAUGCUCAGCAUGUGAGUAAUAGGCUAAAAACCCCAAUCUGUUUUACAUAAUAAAAAGUAUUUUCCCAGCUGCAGUGUUUUAUCCUUGUUUUGGCAACUCUGUGAGACAUUUUCUGAUCCUUCUUUAGAGUGGGAUUAGCUGGACAGAGGAGAAGGCUUUUGGGGUGGUGUUAGUGACUGCAGGAAUGGUAUUAUCAGUUGUCACAAACAUUUCUCUCUCUCAACAGGUACCACUUCCCUUAAAGAGAGGCUGGUUGGUGGUUACAGAUGUCACUGGCUCUGGAUAUUUGCCCACAGAGAUGAGACGACCAUAAAUAUUAAUUGUCUUAGUAAUGGUACUGCAGAUUUAGUGCUGGCUGUGUUGCAGGUAAGUUUAAUGGAAGUGCAGCUUAGUACAGUGGAUCGGUAUACAAAUUGAGUCUUACAUAUGGUCACAUGAAUGGUGGCUGAAAUCAAACCUAUAAACAGCAAUUGCAGAGUGUUUCUGGUGUGUGUUCCAUCCUGCUGCCCUUGCAAAUGAAAACUUGUAAAGCUACAGGCAGAAAUUCUCAUGUUCUUUUUACUUCUCUCUUUACCAUUUUCUUGCUCUCAUAUUAUUUGCAUUUCUUGCUCAAAACUGAGUGUUUUGAAUUCUUCACUUACACUUUAUUGUUUAGAGUUUGUGGUUUGCAGUGGUUUCUUACUUAGGAAUUAUGGUUUAUUACUUUAUUUUGUGAGGCUCUGUAUUUAUUAUGAUUUUACUUAUUUAUAGAUUGGGGCACCAGAUGUAAAAAUGUAAUCUCAUCCAUAAAAUCUAAAUCCCCAAUGACCCAAUGACAAGGGUGCUGAGAUUUGUAGUUUAUCAUUUUAAGGCUUACUGUGCAAAAUGAAAAAGUUGAAGUCCUUGGAUAAUAAACUGUAAGCCCUGAAGCUUAAACACUAGGCUCUGUGAUUACACUAAGUAAGGCACUAAGACUGUAAAUUAUUGGUAAAAAUUUAUUGAAUCUAACAUCAGGAGGAAAAAGAUCAUAGUAUAAUCUUACAUACCUUCAGAUGCUGGGAACAGCCUUCUGCAGAAUUGGAGAGAUCCCUAACUGAGGUACAGCCCCACAGUGCAGCUUCUGUCUUCUGUUGACAUCUUGGUCUUUGUAGCUCUUGUGGGAUUUUCUUGUAAGAAAAUAAUUCUAUUCACCCUUUUACUGUCAAACGAGAGUGUUCACUUGAGAACCUGCUGCUGUGCUUUCAGAUCUGAGAUCUUGGUUUGACCCUGUCCAGGCAUAACACGCUGCCACUGCUGGUGCAUGAGUUGAGAGCUGUCAAGCUUCUUGCAGGGCUGUACUCGAGGUGUAGGGCAGAAGCACAGACAGGUGAAUUUAGAGUUUUUCCUUGAAUAACAAAGCUGAGUCCUGUCCUUGAAGGAAAAAGCAGACUGACAGUUAUACCUCUUGGUGAACUUCGAGAGGUUCAUGUCAGCCCAUUUCUCUGGCCUGUUAAGGUCUCUCUGGACAGCAGCAUGAUACUCUGGCUUAUCAGCCACUCCUCCCAGUUCUGUGUCACUGCAGACUUGCUGAGGGUACUCUGUUGCAUCCUCACUGGUUUGUGGUGUGCUUCAGGGACCUGUGUUUUUCUUUCCAGGUCGCCCAGGGCUCUCCGUUUGCCUCACAUCCCAGGGUGUGUUUGCGCUCCUCAUCCCCGGGCUGCGGGGUGCGCUCUCUGCUGCCGCCCGGCGACCACAGUGUGGUGCUGCAGGCGGGGCGGCGCGGAUUCCCCCGCAUCGGACUCGGAGCUGCCGUCAGGGGAGCCAAACACGUGCGUGACCUUCACCUUCCUGCUGACCUUUGACCACGGGUGGCAUUUGGCUGUUUUGAGCCACUUUCGACAUUUCCAGUGACCUUUGACCCCUUUGUGACAUCAACCUAUUUGGUGACCUUUGACUUUUCAAAUGACCUUUGACAUCUGAACUACCUCUUCCUGUGACCUCUGGCAUUUUUGUGACCUUUGAUCUCUGGAUAAUGACCCUCAAGGUGUGCCUGUUGACCUUCCAAUCUCCACAUUUGAACUUUAAUCUUUUGAGCUUGACAUUUGACCCGGUUUCUGUGUCUUCUUUUAUCUUAGUUUGCUGUCUCUGUUGCUCUCUUACUCCCUUGGCUUUAGAAUAUUUCUCCAUAUGCCAGUGCUAUACUGCCCCUGGUUCUAGUUCUCUGCUGACUGUCCUGCCCCUCUUCACAUUUCAGGUUUUUUUCUGUGUCCUAUCCCUGUUUUUUCUUUCUUUCCUGUCUGUUCUGUGUCCAGUGUUUGGGUCUGGGGGGGGGGGGGGGGGAAGAUGGGCUGUGGGGCUGAGGUGGUGGCCUCCUGUUCCCAGUGGGCUCCAGCUGUGGGCUGGGACAGCAUAGGUGGCGUAGGCAACACGAGCAGGAUGUUGGAAGACAUGGGAUUUCCUUGAAACUUAACCUGUUCAUUAGCUUUCCUCCCGUGGCUUGAAGUCUCUUUCUUAAUUUGUGACCCGUGUCAGGUGGUGGGGUUUCUUUGGUUUGGUUUUGUUUUUCUCGAUCCAAUGAAAAGGGUGGGUUUUACCACAGGAAAGAUUAAGGAGGUUUUAAGAAACGUUGGAGAGAGUUGUCUAAUGAUUCCAUCUGGGCAUCAAGGUUGUCUGCUGUCAGCACAGAAAGGCAGGCAAGCUGCAGGGUCAUUAUUGGCAAAGGAAUGAAAUAACGUUUAUUGUUGAUUUGGCCCUUUAUCGUUCUUAAAAAUGAAGGAAAUACUUCUGAAAGGCAACGUCGGUCUUGCAGGACGUUUAUUUUUGCCAAUCUGCGCUCCGGGAGUCCUUGAGGUCCUUGGAGGUGAGUGGGGGGGGGGGCGCGGCUGCAGUGCCGCUCCCGGCCGUGUCCGCCAGGCGGCGACUGUGAGGCAGGGCCCGGCGCUCGGGGGCGCUCUCGCAAGCGACGCCCCCGGGAAAGCGGCGGGCUUUGGGCACUGCCGGCCUUCCCCCGCAGUGCCCGGGCUGGCCCGGCGCCUGGCAAAACCUCUGAGGGAAAAGGCAAGCAACAGCUGCGCUUGUUCUGCCCUUUCUUUAGCCAGGGACUGGAACACAGACAAAAUCGAGGGGCUCUUUGACCUGGGCAGGCUCCGAGCAUUUUUCAGCCUUCCUUAGCAGGGCAUUCUCACCCUCUGAAAAGCUGAAAGGCUUUAACAGCUGGAGACGCGCCUGCAGCUGUGCAGAUUAAUGUAGUUUCUUUGAGGAAACAAAGGGGAAGUUUUCCUGUUGUUUUCCUGUUGUGAGCCUAAAUACCGAGUCUACUCUACUUUUUCAAUCAGGUGACGAAGCUUAUGGAAAAAAAGACCAAAGGCCUCGAGGGAUGUUCUUCUUGAUCCCCCGGGGCAAACGGAGGUGUCAGCGUCAGGAGCCAUCCUAACUGGGGCCCUGGUAGGCUCCCUCUUUCCCUUCGGUCGCCGUGGGUGUGCCGGACGCCUCUGGCAGGACUAACCCUGUGGCUUUUAUGUCCAGGGUGCUGUGCUGUGUGUGCCUGCAGGUGACGAAGCUUAUGGAAAAAAAGACCAAAGGCCUCGAGGGAUGUUCUUCUUGAUCCCCCGGGGCAAAGGGAGGUGUCAGCGUCAGGAGCCAUCCUAACUGAGGCCCUGGUAGGUGGUUGGUGUUUCUGCAGUGUUUGGCACAGGACUGGGGGAGAUUUUUACCCAGCUUUCUAAAGCUGUAGAUGAAUAGGAGAGACUGAAUGCACUCCCUUUAUUCACCUGUUCAGAGAGUAUCGUCCAGAAUACGAGCGCCUGAGAAAAACACUGGACAGUUCUCUGCAGGCACAGCUACACAGAGUUUGGCUUCCCGGCGCUGCUGAAAACGUCCUAGAAUCCCACCUGACUGGAGGUUGCUUUCCACGCUUAGUCAGAAGUUCUGUGUAACCUGAGUUGAAAUAAUCCACAUGUAAAUCUUUGUCUACGGGAGAAAGCUCAAAAUAAACAAAAGAGAGAGCAGCUGGAACACUUGUGGAAGGACAUGGGCAGCGUGUGUGUGCAGGGCAGCACACUGGCAGGACCUGAUGCUUCUGCAAUGGGUCCCUCUGAGCUAAUACUAACACGAGGAACUCUCGAUAAAGAGCAAGAAGAGAGGGAGAGUGACGCUGAUGGCAUUGACCAUGAAGGUAAGGGAAUGAGGUCUAAAAGCUGCCUCUCAAGAAAUCCCCUCUAUAUUUCAUGUCCUGGAUGGACUGUAAGGAGAGCCUAGAAAACAAGCAAACAUUCAGUCACCUGACGUGUCAGAAUCUGCAGCAGAAGCUCAGCUGCAAUGGUCAGUGCAGGGAUAUCACUCUGUAACCUUUGUGAAAGUUCAAUUGUAAAUUUUCUAUUCAAGUAAUUAAUAGGUGUAUAACACACAUAAACCAGAGAACUCGUUAGGCUUGGGGCAUGCAGUGACCUUUGAACCUGAUUGAUGCACAGAUGUGUCCAUCAUCUUUUUGGCCUUACAGUUUCUGCCCCUGGCUCUCUUCCCUUUUCCUGUGACUGUGGUCUUGGAGCAAUCUUCUAAGUUGUUACAGUGUGAUUUUUCUCUUCUAUAGCUCACAGACUUAAUCUUCAUUCUUUCCCUGUUCCACUGAUGGGUAGGAUCACUUAUUUCCUUUGCCCUGUAAUGUAGCUGAAGAUGGAAUAGACUUUCUAUGUUGCUUUGGCUA